UCGAUGGCACAAAUGGCUUCCUUCGCACUCAGCCCCUCCUGCUUCGGAUCCUUCACCGCGGCCGCAUCCAACAAGGCUUCCUCUUCUUCUUCUCCGGCGGCUUUCAAGCCACUCAAACUUCCUCUCUUUUGGCCAUGGCAGAAGGUAAAAAUGGGCCCUCUGAGUGUUUCCCCUAUGGGAUUUGGAACUUGGGCGUGGGGGAACCAACUCUUGUGGGGCUACCAGGAAUCUAUGGACUCUGAGCUUCAACACAUUUUCAAUUUGGCUGUGGAUAAUGGAAUUAAUCUCUUCGACACUGCGGAUUCUUACGGCACUGGAAGAUUGAAUGGCCAAAGCGAAAAGCUACUUGGAAAAUUUAUCCGACAAUCUCAAGUUAAAAAUGAGAUUGUGAUAGCCACCAAGUUUGCAGCAUAUCCAUGGCGCCUAACACCUGCACAGUUUGUCAAAGCUUGCCAGGGGUCUUUGGAGCGAAUGCAGAUGGAGAAAAUCGGUAUAGGACAAUUACAUUGGUCAACAGCAAAUUAUGCUCCCUUACAGGAGAUGGCUCUUUGGGAUGGACUAGUGGCAAUGUAUGAUAAGGGAUUAGUUCAAGCAGUUGGAGUAAGCAACUAUGGACCGAAGCAACUAGUAAGGAUAUAUGACUACCUAAAAGACCGAGGAGUUCCCUUAUGCACUGCUCAGGUGCAAUUUUCUUUACUGAGCAUAGGCGAUGAUCAGUUGGAGGUUAAGAAGAUAUGUGAUUCUUUGGGCAUUCGCCUAAUAGCUUACAGUCCUUUGGGAUUGGGAAUGCUUACAGGAAAAUACUCACCUUCCAAACUUCCAUCUGGACCUCGAGGUUUGCUAUUCAGGCAAAUUCUACCAGGAUUGGAACCACUACUGACUACACUUGGAGACAUCGCAGAGAAGAGACGCAAAACAAUACCACAAGUUGCCAUAAACUGGUGCAUAUCCAAAGGGACCAUACCCAUACCUGGAGCUAAGACAUUAAAACAAGCUCAGGAAAAUUUGGGUGCUCUAGGCUGGAACCUUACACAAGAGGAAUUGAACCUGUUGGACAAUGGAGCUCAAGAGUCCCCUCGGAAAAUGAUACAGAAUAUUUUCCAGACAAGGUAAACUUAGCUGCACCAAGAGGUGCCCGAGGAGAAGCUGGUGCAUAUAGCUCACAAGGGCUGUAGAUGAGUUCAAAUUGGAUAUUGAUGUGAGAAUAAUAAAUUAACACGUUUCAUCAAUAAAAUAGAUUCAAAAAGAAAAUAAGACCAUCUCAUAAUCAAUGUAAACCAAUAAAAAUUCUCAAGUUCGAAAUACAAAAAUAGAAUUCUUAACAAA
Messenger RNA from Cucumis melo (muskmelon), 1326 nucleotides. RefSeq names its product pyridoxal reductase, chloroplastic. Gene Ontology annotation, cellular component: cytoplasm. Bases 4 to 1113 code for a protein of 369 amino acids. The record is from RefSeq and is a predicted model, not a curated record. The transcript has 9 exons. Lineage: Eukaryota; Viridiplantae; Streptophyta; Magnoliopsida; Cucurbitales; Cucurbitaceae.